Pipistrellus kuhlii (Kuhl's pipistrelle) is the source of this 2629-nucleotide messenger RNA. RefSeq names its product pre-mRNA processing factor 39 (gene PRPF39). Lineage: Eukaryota; Metazoa; Chordata; Mammalia; Chiroptera; Vespertilionidae. Gene Ontology annotation, biological process: RNA processing; mRNA 5'-splice site recognition. Bases 524 to 2224 code for a protein of 566 amino acids. Gene Ontology annotation, molecular function: protein binding. The transcript is spliced from 13 exons. The record is from RefSeq and is a predicted model, not a curated record. Gene Ontology annotation, cellular component: U2-type prespliceosome; commitment complex; U1 snRNP.
UUGCUUCAGUAUGUAGAACAGGAGAAUCACUUGAUGGCUGCCAGGAAAGCAUUUGACAAAUUUUUCAUACACUAUCCGUAUUGCUAUGGUUACUGGAAAAAGUAUGCAGACCUUGAAAAGCGGCAUGACAACAUUAAACAAUCAGAUGAGGUGCGUACAUCACUGAAUAAAAUAAUUUCCAUUAGGUACUGUAAGCCAAAUAACAAAGACUUUUUUUUUUCUUUGGCUGGCAGUACCUACGAUUUGUGGUCAAACAAUUUUAUAGGGUAUUUUAUUUGCAUUUGUCACUCUUGUGGCAUUUGUAGCUAAUAUUUUCUCUCUUUGUUGGCAGGUGCGUUAAACCUCUACAGUUUGUCAAGCUUUGCAGUGCAAGCCUCUGUAUUACACUGCAGCUUAACAAGUAGGGCAGGGCUUUUCUCUCACUUACAUUUAUUUCUCAUUUUCCAAACAAUAUAGUUGGUUUGCUAGUCACAUUUGCUACGUCUUAUUGCAUUUUUGGUCAGACGCUGUCAUUGGUGCUCUAAUGGGUCUGUGCCCUAUGGUCUGUAACCCAAAGCCUGCCCACACAACCCGGUCAGAAUGCAGGGACUGCUGCGCUUUGAAGAUCAAGACUGCACGUGGGGAUCAGAACAUUGCCAUGUUCUAUCCAACCUCCACCCAAAUGGUGUAUCGACGGGGGCUUCAGGCAAUUCCUCUUAGUGUUGACCUUUGGAUACAUUAUAUAAACUUCUUAAAAGAAACAUUGGAUCCUGGGGAUUCUGAGACAAACAGUACAAUAAGAGGAACUUUUGAACACGCUGUUCUAGCUGCAGGAACAGAUUUCCGAUCUGACAGACUUUGGGAAAUGUAUAUAAACUGGGAGAAUGAACAGGGAAACCUGAGAGAAGUUACAGCUAUAUAUGAUCGUAUUCUUGGUAUUCCAACACAGCUGUAUAGUCAUCAUUUUCAGAGAUUUAAAGAGCAUGUGCAGAAUAACUUGCCUAGAGAUCUUCUAACUGGUGAACAGUUUAUUCAGCUGCGAAGGGAAUUAGCUUCUGUAAAUGGACACAGUGGUGAUGAUGGUCCUCCUGGUGAUGAUCUGCCGUCGGGAAUUGAAGAUAUAACUGACCCAGCAAAGCUAAUUACUGAAAUAGAAAACAUGAGGCACAGAAUAAUUGAAAUUCAUCAAGAAAUGUUUAAUUAUAAUGAGCAUGAAGUUAGUAAAAGGUGGACAUUUGAAGAAGGUAUUAAAAGACCUUAUUUUCAUGUGAAACCAUUGGAAAAGGCACAACUAAAAAACUGGAAAGAAUACUUAGAAUUUGAAAUUGAAAAUGGGACUCAUGAACGAGUUGUGGUUCUCUUUGAAAGAUGUGUCAUAUCAUGUGCCCUCUAUGAGGAGUUUUGGAUUAAGUAUGCCAAGUACAUGGAAAACCAUAGCAUUGAAGGAGUGAGGCAUGUCUUCAGCAGAGCUUGCACUAUUCAUCUCCCAAAGAAACCUGUGGUGCAUAUGCUUUGGGCAGCUUUUGAGGAACAGCAGGGUAAUAUUAAUGAAGCCAGGAAUAUCUUGAGAGCAUUUGAAGAAUGUGUUCUAGGAUUGGCAAUGGUUCGUCUGAGAAGAGUAAGCUUAGAACGACGACAUGGAAAUAUGGAAGAAGCUGAACAUUUGCUUCAAGAUGCUAUUAAGAAUGCCAAAUCGAAUAAUGAAUCAUCGUUUUAUGCUAUUAAACUAGCUCGGCAUCUUUUCAAAAUACAAAAAAACUUCGCAAAAUCAAAAAAGGUGCUUUUGGAAGCAAUUGAAAGAGACAAAGAAAACACAAAGUUAUACCUCAAUUUACUUGAAAUGGAAUAUAGUGGUGACCUCAAACAAAAUGAAGAAAAUAUCCUAAAUUGUUUUGACAAAGCUAUACAUGGUUCAUUACCUGUUAAAAUGAGAAUUACAUUUUCUCAAAGAAAAGUGGAAUUUCUUGAAGAUUUUGGUUCAGAUGUUAAUAAGCUUCUGCAUGCUUAUGAUGAGCAUCAAACACUCCUAAAAGAACAGGAUUCUUUGAAAAGGAAAGCAGAAAAUGGAUCAGAAGAACCAGAGGAAAAAAAAGCCCACACAGAAGAUACAAUUUCAUCCUCUACGCAGUUGAUUGAUGGUGAUUUACAAGCAAAUCAAGCUGCAUAUAAUUAUAGUGCUUGGUAUCAAUACAAUUACCAGAAUCCUUGGAAUUAUGGACAGUAUUAUCCUCCCCCUCCAACUUGAUGGGAAAAUAUAAAUAUCAGAUGGAGUGUGUGGAAAGUAUAAAGUUAUUUUUUUUCAACAAGAGAUGUAAACAUAAGCUUGUCAUAUUUGACAACUUGUCUUCCCGUUUGUGUAACAUAUGAUUUGUUUAGUAUUAGGGAAAAUGUCACUUAGUAGCUUACCACAGAUACUAUUUCCUACCAUUUAUAAAGUUUACUUUUUAUUGGAGAACUAUUUUUUUGAUUUUUGCAUUAAGUGGUCUAGAAUUCUUUUGCAAUGCAUUUGCAACAGAGUUUUGUAGCCUUAAGGGUAGGAAAAAAACUGACUGCAAAUCAUGUCAGUGUAGUACAAGAUUCUGAAAAUAUGUAAAGGGCUGGUUAUUAAGGAUUUACCUCUCUGUAAAAAGAGAAAAAACAAAAACAAACC